Chironomus riparius is the source of this 1233-nucleotide messenger RNA. The record is from the annotation of a GenBank genome assembly. Lineage: Eukaryota; Metazoa; Arthropoda; Insecta; Diptera; Chironomidae.
AUGUCAUCUGAGAAGUCAAUGCAAGAGAUUUACAAGUCCUAUGUUGCUACAGGAUCAGUAAAGAAGUUUAUGACAGACAUUAAGGCUCAAGGAAUUCAAGAAAAUGAUCCAAGAAUCUCACAGAUUGCAGAGCUGAUCAAGGAGAAGGAACCAAAGGAUAAGAAAAUGGAUUAUGAAACGUUUGCAAGGCGAACUACUCCUUGUUGUGGAAUCAUGAGAAAAUUUUCUGAACGUCAAUUUGUGAUUCCAAAUUUUGAGAAGUUCGUUAAAGCUAUCGAAGAAAUUUACUGGAAUUGCAAGUCAAAUACAGCAGGAAGUAACGCAUCAUACAUCCCUCAAUUAGCCAAUGUUGCUGAUCAUUGGGGAGUUUCAGUUUGCACUGUUGAUGGUCAGCGAUUCUCAAUUGGUGACACAGAAGUUGGAUUUUCAAUUCAAAGCUGUAGCAAGCCAUUGACAUACGCACUAGCUUGUGAAUAUCUUUCACCAGAAGUCGUCCACAAAUUUGUUGGACAGGAGCCAUCAGGAAGAAUGUUUAACGAAAUGGUAUUGGAUCACAAUAAUCAGCCACACAAUCCAAUGAUCAAUGCUGGUGCCAUUGUAACUGCUUCUCUUGUCUACACGCUUAUUGAUGGGAAACGUUCAAUGGCUGAAAAAUUUGAUAUGGUUAAGACAAUGAUGGAAAGUGCUGGUGGAAAUGAACGAUUUGGGUUCGAUAACUCAAUUUAUCACUCAGAGAAGGAAGCUGCUGAUCGAAACUUUGCUUUGGGAUAUUUUAUGAAGGAAAAGAAAGUGUUUCCAGCUAAGACCAACAUGCUUGAGUCUCUUGACUUCUACUUCCAGCUCUGUUCAAUCGUGACAUCAGCAAAUACAUUCAGCGUUGUAGGAGCAACAUUAGCAAAUGGAGGUGUCUGUCCAUUGACAGAUGAAAAAGUCUUUAAAGUUGAAACAUGCCGUGAUGUCUUAUCAUUGAUGCAUUCGUGUGGAUUGUAUAACUACUCAGGACAAUUUGCAUUUAAUGUAGGACUUCCAGCUAAAUCAGGUGUGUCUGGAAUAAUCAUGCUUAUCAUUCCUAAUCUUGCUGGUAUUGUCUGCUAUAGUCCGAAGUUAGAUGAUUUUGGAAAUUCAGUUCGUGGGGUUCAAUUUUGUGAGGAACUUUUGAAAACUUAUGCAAUUCAUCCUUAUGACAAUUUACGUCACACGAUCACACGACGAUCGAUAUAUGAGGAAAAAUGA